ACCGUAACCAUUGUAGCACAGGCGCAGUACACUAGCCCCUGCUCCCAAUUGUGGCUUGUGUACGUAUAAGCAACGAACGGCUGACUUCAACGCAGGAAGAAAAUAAUUAUCGGAAACAUGCUUUGGUUUGAGGGAUCAAUUCGCGAGGCUAUAAACGCAGCCAAACAGCGGAGUUUCGUCUUUGUCGUUGUCAUUAUAGGAGAGGAUGAACAAUCUGUCCAGCUCUUAUCCACCUGGGAGAAUGACAAAGUCUCAGAGGCAGUAGACAACUGCUGUGUUGCCAUCAAAGUUGAUGCCAAGAGUGAGACGUGUUUACAGUUCUCCCAGAUCUAUCCAGUGGUUUGCAUACCCUCUAGUUUCUUUAUUGGGGAGAAUGGAAUUCCUCUAGAGGUCAUUGCUGGAAAUGUGUCUUCUGAAGAACUUACGAAAAGAAUCAACAGAGUUAAGCAGGUACAUAUUGAACAAAUUGGACAUGGUUUGGUGUUACCAGAGACACGUUCACCUGUGGAGAGUCUCUGCGACAGCACAGCCACAGAACAGGCAACAGCUUCAGCAGCGCCCAUUAGUUCAGCAGCAAUACCCACAGAAUCAGCAACACCUCAAACAGCAAAAGACCCACCCUCUUGCCCAGCUAUGGUGAAUCUUGCGUGUUCUAAUACUGAAGAAAACCGGGAUUCUGAGGUGGAGAGAUUAACUACAAAACUAGAAGCAAAGCGAGAGGAAAAGAAGAGGGGAGAAGAACAGAAUGAGAUCAAAAAGGAAAUGGAGCGACGGAAGACUGGAAUGGCUAUGCAAGGCUUUAAGAGGAAACAAGAAGAGGAAAAGACCAAGCAAAUCCUCGAGGAAAGGAAUAGAGAAAAAGCAGAAGAUAAAGCUGCCAAGGAAAGGGUCAAACAGCAGAUUGCAAUGGACCGAGCUGACAGAGCAGCUCGCUAUGCUCAAACCAAGGAGAUGGAUAAAACUACCAAAGAGCGCUUAAUGAAAGAAAAACAGGCUGAAAAUGAGGCCAGAAAGGAGACAUUACUGAAAGAGAGGAGUGUCAUUGCAAGGAUACAGUUUCGCCUCCCAGAUGGCUCAUCCUUCACCAACCAGUUCUCCUCACAAAGCAAACUUCAUGAGGCCAUGCAAUUUGCUGUUCAGAAAGUCGGAAGCCGAUACGGUAACUUCUCUCUGGCGACUAUGUUCCCUCGACGGGAGUUCACUACUGAAGACCUGAAUAAAACAUUUCAGGAGCUGGAACUUGCCCCAAGUGCUUCUAUCGUGCUCAUUCCAUCAGGCAGAACUGCAAAGACACUGGUUCAGUCCUCUGGUGGAGGUAUCUGGGCUCUUCUGGGCACACUUCUCUACUCUCCCCUGGCCAUAUGGAGGUUCCUGAGCUCCUUCCUGUUUGCAGCACCAGCACCUUCUGGAGUAACAUUCCAAGGCCCUGCCCAGGACUCUAGAUCUCACUCCACGUCAGCAUCCAGGGAUAAGGAAAAGAGAGAAACACUGGCCAAGCACACAGCGGAGAAGCAGUCCAAAGAUUUCAAGAAAUCUGGUAAAAUCUGCACACUGAGAAAUCAAGACGACAGUGAAGAUGAUAACAACACCUGGAACGGGAAUUCCACCCAGCAAAUGUAGUACAGUAACAACAGCUCACCCUUAAUCUUAUUAUACUGCUGUUAAUUAGUUCAAUCUGACCUGUUGAAGAUUUUGCUGCUUUUACAGAUAUUUGUUUCUCUUUGUUUUUUUCUUACUGUGUUCCACAUCUAUGCCAUCCACCUCACCUAUAUGCCCAGAUCAAAACUAAUCAACAGAACCUGCUUUGGACAUAGACAUGUGUUUUGUUUUGAUAAUUACAUAAUUAUGACUUGUAACCCAGGUUGAGAUUAUACCAGGUUAAUAAACAGUGAAAGGCUACACCAGCAUCCUCCUGCCCAAUAUUUUUAAAUGAUGAAUUAUUGUUACUUUAGUUGCUGACAAGUUUGAUAUUGCUAUUGCUACUUUUAUUUUUCAGAUACACUCAAAACAGCUGACAUGUAGGUGUAAUUCAAACCUGGCUGCAUUUUUGAUUUCAGCGUUGGCAACAUUUGGCAUUUUGAUAAAUCAUUGCUAGUGGCUACUCCUGAUUUUUUUUAUCCAACUGCUAACGGCUAGCAGGUACAUACUGGCAGAGGAUGGUACAUUUGCAGAUGUACAGUAUGAGCCAUGUACUGUAUAUGUUUUUACUAGUUGACAGUUGAAUGAUGUAGUUAUCAUUAAGUAAUUAAAGAAACAGUUUUCAAAGGG
Molecule: messenger RNA, 2268 nt
Organism: Betta splendens (Siamese fighting fish)
Lineage: Eukaryota; Metazoa; Chordata; Actinopteri; Anabantiformes; Osphronemidae
Gene: ubxn4
Product: UBX domain protein 4
Exons: 13
Coding region: 118-1620 (500 amino acids)
Molecular function (GO): protein binding
Source: RefSeq, a predicted model, not a curated record